GCAUCCUCUUCAUUUUUAUCUUUGAAACUCAAAACCUCUACCGUCUACUCCAUUACAGGAGCAAUGGCAUUCUGCAACAAAGUUGGGAGUCUCGUCACGCGAUGUGUUUCUUCUAAUAAUGCAUUGCAUGCUCAAGUUCAAAUGCCCUCCAUGUUUGAUGUUGUACGCGGCAUGUCCACAAAACUUUUUGUUGGCGGCCUUUCAUAUGGUACUGAUGAGCAAUCCCUUAAGAACGCAUUCUCCAGUUAUGGAGAGGUUUUGGAAGCAAAAGUGAUUACAGACAGAGAUUCUGGGAGGUCUAGAGGGUUCGGCUUUGUGAAUUUCAGUGAUGCUAAAUCAGCGAACGAUGCGCUUUCGGAGAUGGAUGGAAAGCAAAUUGACGGGAGGAACAUUCGUGUCAAUCCGGCUCAGGAGAGGUCCGGUCGUGCCGGGUUUGGGUUCGGUCGUGACAGUAUGGAGUAAGCCAGGUUUGGAGGAUUGAUUGCAAUGUUUCUUGAUCACCCUAACUCUUCAAAUUCUCUCAACUGUCUUUGAGCAACUAUUUGUUCUGGAAAUGGUAGCAAAUUUUAUCAUAAUGCAUUAAUGCCUACAAUAGUGGCAGGUAAUACUCCCUCGGUUUUAAAAUAAACUUCCCCAUUUUAUUUUGGUAUUUUUUUAAAAUAAAAUUUUCAUUUUUUU
This is a messenger RNA of Cuscuta campestris, 678 nucleotides long. Lineage: Eukaryota; Viridiplantae; Streptophyta; Magnoliopsida; Solanales; Convolvulaceae. The record is from the annotation of a GenBank genome assembly.